Messenger RNA from Salvelinus fontinalis (brook trout), 2686 nucleotides. RefSeq names its product homeobox protein Hox-C9-like. The transcript has 2 exons. The record is from RefSeq and is a predicted model, not a curated record. Gene Ontology annotation, biological process: regulation of transcription by RNA polymerase II; embryonic skeletal system morphogenesis; anterior/posterior pattern specification. Bases 35 to 823 code for a protein of 262 amino acids. NCBI's taxonomy places the organism in Eukaryota, Metazoa, Chordata, Actinopteri, Salmoniformes, Salmonidae. Gene Ontology annotation, cellular component: nucleus. Gene Ontology annotation, molecular function: DNA-binding transcription factor activity, RNA polymerase II-specific; RNA polymerase II cis-regulatory region sequence-specific DNA binding.
UCGGAUGCAUGUAAAAUAGACGGGCAGCAUCGACAUGUCGGCCACGGGUCCCUUAAGUAAUUAUUAUGUAGAUUCCUUGAUAAACCACGAAAGCGAGGAUGUUCUUGCGGCUCGAUUCUCGGCUUCUGGUUCGCACCCUACCGGCCCUCGUCCGACGUCCCUCGUAUCGGAGUGUGGUGACUAUCCCUCCUGCAGCUUUGCCUCUAAACCAUCCGUUUUCACUACAUCCUGGACCCCUGUUCACUCCCAGUCCUCAGUGGUUUACCAUCCAUACAGCCAUCAACCUCAUCUAGGAACGGACUCAAGGUAUGUGCGGUCAUGGCUGGAGCCGAUCUCGGGGGCAAUGUCCUUUCCAGGCUACCCUGCCAACGCCAGACACUAUGGGCUGAAGCCCGACGCCUUCCAGGAGCAUCGAGCCAGUGACUGCCUCGCCUCCAACGGACGCACCUACACGGAUUAUAUAUAUUGCACCACCGCUGACAUCCGAGAAAAGACCCAACCUAACAUCCCUUCUCCCGAGACCGAGCCUUUGGCUUUCGGGAAGCAUAAAGAGGAGAAGCCAGAAUUAGACCCGAAUAACCCAGUUGCAAACUGGAUUCACGCGCGUUCAACAAGGAAGAAGCGGUGCCCUUAUUCAAAAUACCAGACUCUCGAACUUGAAAAGGAGUUUUUGUUCAAUAUGUACCUAACCAGAGACCGUCGAUACGAGAUGGCAAGAGUCCUCAACCUCACGGAGAGGCAGGUCAAAAUCUGGUUCCAGAACCGGCGCAUGAAGAUGAAGAAAAUGAACAAGGAAAAAACUGACCGCAACAAAGAACAAUAAUAAAGGAAUGGUUACAACAACGACAAAGGACAAAAACAAGAAUCAGACAACAGUAAAAUAACCACUAUUGCCAUGGAUAACAACAAAGAUAAACCAAAAUACAUGACGCCCCCUUCUUAAUGUUGGAUUUUGUGUUGGAUGUUGUUUUUGUUUAUGUUUUUUUAUUAACCCCACCUUCCAUGUUUGAUGCUAAAUAUUUUUUGUUUCUCCACAUGCACCUUUCCUUGUCCAGGUUUAAAAUGACCUUUAAGGAAAGAAAACAUUUGCACUUGUGAAGAUACCUGUAGGCCUAUAUGUUUACUUACACAAGGGACAUUUUAAUUAAACAUAUUUUGAACAAAUGUAUAACUGUCCCGAAGUAUAAGGAAUGGAACACUGGAAUGAUUUUAAUUUCUACCCUCCAUAAUUUAUGAUGUCCGUGCGAAUAUUCCUUACAUGUGUGUUUCUUGUGAAUGUUAUGCAGGUGUUGUGGCAUAUUUUGUACAGAAAGAGAACAUCUGCACUCUUAACAAAUGUUUGUCUGUCUUGUGUAUAUGUGGUAACGUAUCCGUUCGGUGUACCUAUUUGUGCGUUUCGUAUUAUUUUGAUUGUAUAGACACGUGCCAUUCAUUAUAGAAAGUGUAGAUAUAGACCUACUCAAAUAUAAAAAUUAUCAUGAGGCUCUUGUGUUUUCUGUAUUUUCAAGCAAUGUCUCUUAACAAAACAGACGUAGAUAUGCAUAUAGUCUUACUACCCAUGCAAACCAAUGUAAAACUAAAUAUUGCGACGUAGAGCACACAUUUGAGGCGCUUCAAAUAGACCAAGCCAGUGUAUUAAUGAUGUCAACACAAAUGCACACAAACCAGAUUUCUGUUAAUCUGGAGAGAAACAGCUUUAAUACGUUAAAUAGCCCAAUUUCCCCGCAAGUGGAAUAUUGGAAGCAGAUGGAACGUUUCCUAAUCUUCUGUUAGCAUUUCCAGGCUAGGCAGACUCUUGGGGCUACCACGCGCGCCCGUAAAUGGGUGAUUAUUUCGAGUAGGCCAACACCACAAUGACGUAACUAAAUUUAAUUUAACGAAACUUUUGUGCACUCCUUUUAUAUGCUGUUGUGACACAACUUAUAUUUGAAUGCAUUACUAUAUGUUUACAAGUCCACUAGGUAUGCACAGGCCACCACAAGUAUCCACAAACAACCACAUUUAGGUCUAAUUGUAAACAUCAAAGACAUAUAAAUCAACAUUUAGUAGUCAAAUGUUUUAUUGAACAAAUUAGAUACCGUCAUUACUCAUAACUUGGAAAAAUAUAUACAUUUAUUUCGUGAAAAAAAUGGCAGACAAACAACCGAAAUGUGGUUGUCAACUUCAUAUGCAAAUUUGACAAAUAAACCAGUGUGUCAUCACAGACCUAUCAUAUCUGUGUCACUUGAAAUACUUUUUCAAAACAGGAAUACUAACAGCUGCUGGUUAAGAUAUUAUUAUAUCUUUAACCUUUAACAAUUUGCCACAUUUUCUAAAUUGAAUAAGGCCCUAUAACGUUACGUGUUUGUAAAGCUAAGGGAAAAGUUUAGGGCCUGUAAGAAUCGUGCGACUGAGAUCCUGGAUUAAAACCUAAACCUUCUUUCAGUCAACUUGCUGAUAAGAAAAAGAAAAAAGAAAUAUUUUUACCUCAACUAAAUUACAGUUAGAAACACAUUUCGAGCCAUUGGACCUAUUUGAAAGGUAACGAAAUUAAAAUGUUCUAACGUGAAAAUAAAUUCCCAUGUCUGGCAUUUGUUUACUGGGUCUUGGCCUAAAUAGCCUUUUUGUGGUGUCGAACAAUACGGAUAGGAUGCUGUAAUUUCAAAGCCCAAUCCAGUGCAUUUCCGCACAGGACAAAAAUGCUGCG